AUGGGAGAUGAAGCAAGAUAUGUAGGCGGCCCAUAUGAAGAGAACAUUCCUGGAGGAGACUUUGGGUCAACUGAAAUACUGGAGAAUUUGAUGGAGGAACCCAACGAAGAGCAAUAUGAAGAAGGAGUGUUUGAAGCUUUUGAAGCCGCUAAUCAACCACUAUAUGAUGGAUGUGUUGAAGGUAUUUCUCAACUAUACUUGGCAUCUCGUUUAAUGAAAGUAAAAACUGAUCAUAAUUUGGCGGAGUCAUGUAUGGAUGAGUUAUCACAAACUUUUAGAGAUGUUUUGCCACAACCAAAUAUAUCUCCUGAGUCAUAUUAUGAGAUGAAGAAGCUGACGAAGUCGCUUGGCCUCCCUGUCGUGAAGAUUGAUAUUUGUGAAGAUAAUUGCAUGUUAUUUUGGAAAGAAAAUCGCGAGUUGAUGGCGUGUCGGUUUUGUGGAAAAGAUAGAUAUCACCAGAAGAACCAUGGAAAAGGGAAAAUGCGUCCAAAACAGAGAAUAUUCUAUUUGCCUAUUAUGGAGAGGUUGAAGCGUCUUUACCAACAAGAGGCUACUGCAUCACAAAUGCGAUGGCACGCAGAACAUGAGUCGCCAGAAGGAGAAAUGCACCACCAUUCUGAUGCAGUAGCGUGGAAGCAUUUUAACAAGGUAUAUCCUGAUUUCGCUGCGGAAAGUCGAAAUGUUUAUCUAGGAUUAGCAACAGAUGGAUUUAAUCCAGUGGGUAUGUGCGAUGAAUCCCACUCGGUCUGGCCCGUCAUCGUAACCCCGUAUAACCUACCUCCUGGUAUGUGUAUGAAAAGAGAAUAUUUCUUUUUAUUAGUACUAGUUCCUGGGCCAAGGCAUCCAAAGAAGAGCAUUGAUAUCUAUCUGCAGCCGUUAAUUGAAGAACUAAAAAGUUUGUGGAGCGAUGGAGUCGAAGCCUAUGAUGUCUCGAAGAAGCAAAAUUUUACGAUGCGAGCCGCACUAAUGUGGACAAUUAAUGACUUUCCCGCUUACGGCAUGAUGUCCGGAUGGAUGACUCAUGGCUGUUUAGCUUGUCCAUAUUGUCUUGAUGAUACAAAGUCUUUUUGGUUGCAACAUGGAAGGAAGCAUAGCUGGUUUGACUGCCAUAGAAUGUUCUUGCCUAGGGAGCAUCCUUACAGAAGAAAUGUCCAAGCUUUUCGAAAGGGGCAGACGGUAACUGAUGAUCCUCCAUCAUGGUUGACGGGAGAAGAAAUUUUUCGCGAAAGAAUCAACAACAUCGAAGGACUGAAGGAAACGGUCGAUUGUGGAGGAAAUGGACACGAGAAACCUGCAAGCACUAUAAACGGCUACGACAAAGACCACAAUUGGGUGAAGAAAAGUAUCUUUUGGGAGUUGCCGUAUUGGAAAAACCUGCUUCUUCGCCACAACCUGAACUUCAUGCACGUUGAGAAAAAUUUCUUCGAUAAUCUUAUCAACACGGUGCUUAAUGUUCCCGGGAAGACAAAAGAUAAUGCAAAGUCGAGGAUGGAUCUACCUGAUUUAUGCAGACGGUCUGAGUUACAUAUGAAGGAUGAUGGAACGAUGCCAGUCCCGAUAUUCCGGUUGUCGAAGGAGGAUAAAAAAGAAUUUCUGCGAUGGUUGAAAAAUGAUAUAAAAUUUCCAGAUGGAUACGCUUCAAAGUUUAGUAGUUAUUGGAAAUGCUUGUGA
Molecule: messenger RNA, 1671 nt
Organism: Brassica oleracea var. oleracea
Lineage: Eukaryota; Viridiplantae; Streptophyta; Magnoliopsida; Brassicales; Brassicaceae
Exons: 2
Coding region: 1-1671 (556 amino acids)
Source: RefSeq, a predicted model, not a curated record